Molecule: messenger RNA, 1793 nt
Organism: Nilaparvata lugens (brown planthopper)
Lineage: Eukaryota; Metazoa; Arthropoda; Insecta; Hemiptera; Delphacidae
Product: pickpocket protein 28-like
Exons: 1
Coding region: 79-1572 (497 amino acids)
Biological process (GO): sodium ion transmembrane transport
Cellular component (GO): membrane
Molecular function (GO): ligand-gated sodium channel activity
Source: RefSeq, a predicted model, not a curated record
UUAAACAUCAAUUCAUAUUACUGUGUGCUUCGAUCAUUUCAUAUUAAUGUGUGUUGCUUCUAUCCAUUCAGAUUUAUAAUGUUCCCUAACUGCUUCAGAAAGAACAAUACUCUGAAGUUCUUCUUGAAAAAUAGUUCGUUGCAUGGAAUGAAAUACGUUGGUGAUGAACAGAAGCAUUGGUUUGAAAGACUUGCAUGGUGUAUCUUGAUAGGAGCAUUUGCAGCGUUUCCGAUCAAAACCGUAAUAGACAUAUGGAAAACCUGGCAAGACACUCCAGUUAUAAUAACGACAGUUAGUAGGCCUUUCACCAUCUCAAAGCUGCCUGUCCCAGCAAUAACCUACUGUCAAGACUUUCUCAUUUCAACUGAUACACGAAAUGGUAUUACCAACGGUAUGAAUAUGACGAAAGAAGAUAAAACUAUUCUUUGUGGUGUAAUGACAAUUGUUCUAGGAUACGGGUUUCAAUCAAAUUUGGACUGUGAUAAUUUUCUCGAUAAUUGGGGUGAAAAUCAAACUCAAAAUGGAAUCGAUGACAGAAGUUUUUACAGAAUGUUUGACAAGCUGGUGAUCACGGACCAGGAAUAUAUAAGGAAUGAUAAAACCCCUUUCAUGCUGGGUAUGCGGUUUGACGAACCUCUCAUUUGUUAUGACAUGUUAACUCAUAACGGAUUAUGCACCACCUGUAGCUCCUUGCCUCUAUCACAAAUUUACAGGAACGAUACAUUCCUUCAUUCCUUCCAUAAUAAUCCAGAUGAUUACGAAGUGAUAGCGGAUUUCACUGGAUUUCCAAUUCUUAAUUCAUCCAAAUUUGAUGUUCCCUAUCCAUCACUUGUAAGGAGACCAAUGAAUGGACUUUCUGUAAAUGAUUGGAACAUCACAAACUUGGAACGAGAUAAUAUAGAGAUUAAUCCUCGAUCGAACAGAUGGUACACGAUUCACAGCCCCUGGGACGUUCCCAAUCCUUUCAUGAGGUGGCAUUACAGCAAAGACUUUCGCAAUCAUGAGCUGCAGGUGUUCAUAGAACCAGACCAGACACUCAUUGAUGACAAUCUGAUGUUACCUGCUGAAAGUCGUAGGUGUUAUUUGCCCCAUGAAAAAAGACUGAAAUAUUUCAAAUAUUACACUUAUCAAAACUGCAAAAUGGAAUGUUUAACUGAUAAGGUUUUGAAUGACUGUGGAUGCGUUCUGUACUACAUGCCUCAUAAUGAGUCGACUCCUAUAUGUUUCGGAGAUCUUAGGUGUGCCGAUGACAUAUUAGACCAAGUAAAUGUGCAAAGGACUCUGACGUGUGAAUGUUUCGCUUCGUGCAACCAAACUGGUUACAAAUUCGUUUCUCUUGAUGCAAUUCCUGACAGAGAUAGUAGCAGAUUGAUUGUUGUUUUUAUUGAUGACAUAUAUUACCCUCAAGUACGUGAAGAAUCUGACACCCUUGAAAGUUUCGUAGAGACUUCUGUGACCUACCUGGACAUGUUCCUUGGCCUCAGCCUGAUUAGCAUUGUUGAAAUUCUGUACUAUUCGAUUUUGAUGCUUUUAGAAUUCUUGAUUGUUGAGAAUGUUGGCAAAGCAGAUUGAUUAUUCACAUCUGAAUUUAGAAAAAAAUAGUUUUUUAGUAUUAUCUUAUUGAUUUUUAUUGUCUCUGAUAGUUAUAAUACAUAUUAAAUAAAAACCCAUCCCAAAAUGUAGGCCUAUUUAGCACCAUAACUUCUGUGUAAUUCACUAUCUAAAAUACAUAUCCCGUUUACUUGAUUGCAACUUUUAUCUUAGUGGAUAGUGAAUUUAAGAGUUUCAUCAGA